This is a messenger RNA of Galeopterus variegatus (Sunda flying lemur), 1217 nucleotides long. It is a transcript of the gene RBMS3, whose product is annotated as RNA binding motif, single stranded interacting protein 3. The transcript is spliced from 12 exons. Lineage: Eukaryota; Metazoa; Chordata; Mammalia; Dermoptera; Cynocephalidae. The annotation marks the transcript as partial. Gene Ontology annotation, molecular function: poly(A) binding; poly(U) RNA binding; mRNA 3'-UTR binding. Gene Ontology annotation, cellular component: ribonucleoprotein complex; cytosol; nucleus. The record is from RefSeq and is a predicted model, not a curated record.
GUGCUUGUGGAGGGGAGAAGUCCAGGAAAGCCAGGAAUCCAAUCUGGCCACCUGUUCCGGGACCACAGCAACAAGAGCAAGACCCAACAAACUUAUACAUCUCAAAUCUCCCCAUUUCUAUGGAUGAGCAGGAACUUGAGAAUAUGCUGAAACCCUUCGGACAUGUCAUUUCCACAAGAAUACUAAGAGACGCUAAUGGAGUCAGCAGAGGUGUUGGCUUUGCCAGAAUGGAGUCUACUGAAAAAUGUGAAGUGGUAAUUCAACAUUUUAAUGGAAAAUAUCUGAAAACACCACCAGGCAUCCCAGCCCCCAGUGAGCCUUUACUGUGCAAAUUCGCUGAUGGAGGACAAAAGAAGAGACAGAAUCAAAGCAAAUACACCCAGAAUGGGAGGCCUUGGCCCAGGGAAGGAGAGGCUGGCAUGGCUCUGACCUAUGAUCCCACAGCUGCCAUACAGAAUGGAUUUUAUUCUUCACCGUACAGUAUUGCAACCAACCGCAUGAUUCCACAGACAUCCAUCACGCCAUUCAUUGCUGCCUCCCCUGUCUCCACAUACCAGGUCCAGAGUACUUCAUGGAUGCCUCAUCCGCCAUACGUUAUGCAACCAACAGGUGCUGUGAUUACACCAACGAUGGACCACCCUAUGUCAAUGCAGCCAGCAAACAUGAUGGGCCCCCUGACACAGCAGAUGAAUCACCUUUCAUUGGGUACAACAGGAACGAUUCAAUCCCAAGACAGGAUUAUGAUACUCCACCAGCUGUUGUGUCAGUAUAUGACUGCUGCCGCUCCUAUGCAAGGGACCUACAUUCCCCAGUACACGCCUGUGCCUCCGACAGCUGUUUCUAUUGAAGGUGUUGUUACUGAUACCUCUCCCCAGACAGUGGCACCUUCAUCCCAGGACACCAGUGGUCAGCAGCAACAGAUAGCAGUGGACACAUCCAGUGAACAUGCAUCUGCAUAUUCUUACCAACAGUCCAAACCAUAGGCAGGACUGAAGAAUGUCCGUCUGAAACUUUGCCUUGAAUGAAGAAACUUCAUUGAACAAGAAGUUGGCUUCCAGUUUGCACAGACGUCAAUGGAAUGCUUUUUUUUUUUUUUUCAGUUUUAUACUUUACCCAAUGAAAACAAAGUUUUUAUGUGCUGUGCAAAUGGUUCCUUCAUGUGGUCUGACAGUUUAUUUUUGCCAUUAUUUUUUUUUAAUUAAAGAAAAAAAUCCCAG